AGGGCAAGCGCAUUUUCAUGAAGGACAUCAUGCACUACCUCCUCCCCCCAUACGGCAAACCCGCCAGCAUCGCGCCAUCUCUGAACAGAAUCAAGCGUGGCGUGGGCACCGAGUCUAACGGAGAGACUGCUCCCCUUUCGGCCGUUGGCGCCAACGGCACCAACGGCCACCAUGCCCAGCAGCUGAAUGGCACAAGCCCAGCCCAGAACGGGACCAAGAAUGGGCUGAAUGGCCACGCUGUGCUGGACCACUCCACGCCGGUGAAACCGGCCACCACCCGGGAGCCGUACCCGUACGACACGGCAGCCGAGCCUGGCAAUCCCACCGUGAUGCCCACGGAGAUCCUCUCCCAAUUCCAUUUUGCCUUCCUCAUCCGCGAUCCCCACCACAGUGUCCCUUCCUACUUCCGCUGCACCAUCCCGCCCCUCGACCAGGUGACGGGCUUCCACAACUAUGAUCCCUCCGAGUCCGGGUACGACGAGUUGCGUCGCACCUUCGACUACCUGCGUAGCGUGCGUCUGGUAGGCCCCCACAUUGCCACGCAGGAGCGUGACGCCGACGACAUCGACAACAAACUCCGACCGGUGACGAACGGCCUCAACGGGUAUGAAUCCGGAGCGGAGAUCUGUGUCGUCGACGCCGACGACAUGUUGCAGAAGCCGGCGGCCAUGAUCGAGGCAUUCUGUCGUAGCGUGGGCAUCGAAUAUACCCCCGACAUGCUGUGCUGGGACACCGAGGAAGACCACCAGGUCGCUCGGGAUAAGUUCGAGAAGUGGCGCGGCUUUCACAACGAUGCGAUCGAGUCGAAGGGCCUGGUUGCUAGAAAGCAUCCCCAUGCCGUCAAGACAGAAGAAGAAUGGGACGCCGAAUGGCGCAAGAAAUACGGCCCAGAGGCAGCAGACCUCAUCCGACAGACCGUCGACGCCAACAUGGCCGAUUACUUGUAUCUGAAGCAAUUUGCCAUGCGCGUGUAGGUCGAGUCAGGUCAGGAUAGAACAGAUUGUCCUUACGGGCCACCAUCGGGAGGAAAGAAGAAGAAGAAAGAGAGACCACCGGACGAAGAACCGGGGGACCGGAUCGAUUUUUAUAAGAAGAGGAGGAAGAAUGAUAUGAAAAGAGGGGUUAAUCCACUCUUUUAACUUCGGAAUGGUAUGCUGGGUGACGAAUGCUCAGGCAUGAUGAAUUCUUAGCUUUGAUGACGCCAUUUGAUGUGAUGAUGAUCUGUGCAUGUUGAUUUAUUUUUUGACUGAUUUGUUUGUGAUUUUUUUCAUGAGCCAUGCAUGCAUGCAAGUAUGUCAAGAAAGGAAGGGUGGGAGAUUGAAUUUAAUUCUGGUGGAAUAUGAUUGAUU
Aspergillus neoniger CBS 115656 is the source of this 1349-nucleotide messenger RNA. RefSeq lists its product as uncharacterized. Lineage: Eukaryota; Fungi; Ascomycota; Eurotiomycetes; Eurotiales; Aspergillaceae. The coding region runs from base 30 to 974 and encodes 314 amino acids. The record is from RefSeq and is a predicted model, not a curated record. The transcript has 2 exons.